Chanos chanos (milkfish) is the source of this 4256-nucleotide messenger RNA. RefSeq names its product DEP domain containing MTOR-interacting protein (gene deptor). NCBI's taxonomy places the organism in Eukaryota, Metazoa, Chordata, Actinopteri, Gonorynchiformes, Chanidae. The coding region runs from base 377 to 1570 and encodes 397 amino acids. The record is from RefSeq and is a predicted model, not a curated record. The transcript is spliced from 10 exons. Gene Ontology annotation, cellular component: plasma membrane. Gene Ontology annotation, molecular function: GTPase activator activity; protein binding; guanyl-nucleotide exchange factor activity. Gene Ontology annotation, biological process: intracellular signal transduction; G protein-coupled receptor signaling pathway; positive regulation of GTPase activity.
GAUUGGGACGUUAAAUGAACGGUGCUGUCAGCCUUGGUCAAAACCAGAGCAGGACUAUACAGCAUCGGUUAAUAUGAAUGAGGGUGGACAGUAUGGAUAUGUCCAUUCGUUUGGAGCAAAAACAGGAUAUUGUAAGCUUGAAUAGAAGUGCGGAUUGCUUGGUGGACUACUACAGCCAAUACAAUUAACCACUUGUUAGUUGGACUUAUUUGACAUCUUCGUCAUCGAGGAAGGAGAAACAGUUAUAUUUUCAUGGUUUUUUUUUUCUGCUCACUGCCUGGCGUCGGAAAAAAAAAUCUCGGAAAAUCCUGGUUGGAUAUUCUUGUAAGCUAAAUUCUUCGAUCCCAUGAUUGGAGUUUAGGCAAGCUAUUCCGAGAUGGACAGCAUUGGGAAUACGAUGCAGAAGAAAGCAGCCGAGCUGGAGCGCAUGGCCGAGGUGCUGGUUACCGGAGAGCAAUUGAGACUGCGACUCCAUGAGGCCAAAGUAAUCAAAGAUAGAAGGCACCACCUGCGGACCUACCCAAACUGCUUUGUGGCCAAGGAGCUCAUUGAUUGGCUGAUCGAGCAUAAGGAGGCGUCUGACAGAGAAACCGCUAUCAAGAUUAUGCAGAAACUUCUGGACCAGAGCAUCAUCCAUCACGUUUGUGACGAACACAAAGAGUUCAAAGACAUGAAGUUGUUUUACCGAUUCCGGAAGGAUGAUGGAACGUUUCCUCUGGACAACGAGGCCAAGGUGUUCAUGAGAGGUCAACGUGUGUAUGAGAAGCUGAUGAACUCCGACAGUAACCUGCUACAGACGCGGGAGGAAGAGGGCGUGACCUUCGAACGGACGCUGGUGGCGUCGGAGUUCAUCGAUUGGCUGUUGCAGGAAGGGGAGAUGGCCACCAGAGAGGAGGCGGAGCAGCUGGGGCGGAGACUGCUGGAGCACGGAAUCAUUCAGCACGUCACCAACAAACACCAUUUUGUGGACGGAGGAUUGCUGUACCAGUUCAGAAUGAAUUUCCGUCGCCGGCGCCGACUGAUGGAGCUACUGAGCGAGCGCUGUCGGAGCAUCCCGGAGAGUCACGAUAGUCCGUUCUGUCUCCGCAAACAGAACCAGGAAGGAGGGAACACCAGCUUCCUCUCAGUCAGUCCCACUAAAGAGAUAAAGGUCGUGUCUGCGGUGAGACGCAGUAGCAUGAGCAGCAGCUGUGGGAGCAGCGGUUACUAUAGCAGCAGCCCCACUCUCAGCAGCAGCCCCCCAGUGCUCUGCAACCCCAAGUCUGUACUGAAGAGACAAGUGAGCCCAGAGGAGCUGCAGACACCAGGGGGACCGUACAUAAAGAAGACAUUCACAAUCUUGGGCGAUGCAGUGGGUUGGGGUUUUGUGGUGAGGGGAAGUAAACCCUGUCACAUUCAGGCUGUAGACCCCAGUGGCCCCGCAGCUGCAGCUGGAAUGAAGGUCUGCCAGUUUGUGGUAUCGGUGAACGGGCUGAAUGUGCUGAAUUUGGACUACAGGACGGUCAGCAACCUCAUCCUGACUGGACCCAGAACUAUCGUAAUGGAAGUCAUGGAAGAAAUCGAUUACUGAAGAUGACCGACCAACUGAACGACUGCUCUCUUUCCCUCCAAAGACACGGGAACACGCUCCGAACCAUCAAACGGAAUAUUCCGGAAGCAAGAGAGAGAGAGAGACCAUUGUCUGUCACGCCUGCACCUCAGCAUCGUCAUCGUCAUUGCUAUGUGUGUUGAUCACAACUAUUCUCUGUUUAAACUGAAAGGAAAGAGAUGGGUCGCGAAAAAAAGUCUUGUCUCUUUAAAAAAAAAAAAAAAAAAAAACCUUGGUGCCUCUCGAUAACCUCGCCAACAACUGUUACUGCCCACAGAGGAAAAGAGAGGAGUGGAAAAGGGACAAAGAGGAGAUGGAGAAGUUCUAUUGUUAAAUAAAAGGCAACGGCUGUGUGUCUUUUGUGUAGCAAACAUUGUACAGAAAACUGUCACAGAGAACACUUUUCAUGUUUUCAGACAAUAGUCAGGGGGCCAAAGGCAUUAGCGACACGAAAAACGUCCAAAAAAAAAAAAAAAAAAAGAACUUUGUUCUAUUCUGGCAGCUUGGCAUCGAUUCAUUCUGUGUCGUUAUUGCUUUGUGCCAAUCGGAUGACUACAAAGUGCCAUUUUCCGCACAGUGUGUUAAAGAGCAUAGGUGGGCCGGGCACUGGAUGAUGUGUGUAGGUGUUUAAUUACGCGUGCCAGGCAUUUGUGCCUGUGUGUGUGCGUAACGGCUGUUUUUCAGAAGGAUGGAAAUGUCAAGAGGUCGAAUAUGGACUCAGCGACACUGUUAGUUCCUUUUCAAGCAAGGACAUCGCAUGUUCCCCCAUUGUCCAUGCGGGACAGAAGUAUAUCAGCUAGUGAAUAAUUUAUUCACAUAACCAUAUAUGUAUUUCCCAACAACAAAGCACUAAUAGAUUCUAUAGUUGUUCUAUAGUGAAGCCGUUGCUAAGCUGUGAGGUUCUCGCAUUUUUAUUAAUCUUUUAUCUCAGUGAUGGACUACAGCUGCGCCUUGUCAGUACCUCUAAUGGUAACAGGAAAGCAAUCAAAUAAUCCUCUGUAUAAUGUGAAUUGCAUUGAGGAAAAUAUCGGGUGUUGAUAUUGUCUUUGUGUCAAAGCCCAGCAGCCCAUUAAACGGCGAGAAUUAUUGUUAGAUCACUCAUAUAUUUACAAAAAGAUGUGUUAUUACCGUAAAAAGAAAGGGGGCAGGAACUUAUCAUUUAGUUUACACCAAAGCGUACAAUGAGAUAAUAAAUGUAGAAUUUGAACUCCGAGACACGUUCCGUUAGAUACAUCAAAAAGAUACUGAAAAGACGUCUGGCGUUUUUUAGAACAUAGUUGUGUUAUGGAAACAUGCAUGCUGGAAUGUAACUAGUUAGCUUGUUUGUGCUUACAAUCCAGUUAUCUGUUAUGGUCACGAUAGCACUGAUUUGUUUCUUCAGUGUGUACGGUAUGAACGUAUGACGGCAGGACAUCGAUUAUACCGCGGACUGUACGUAUUCUUAAAGAAAUGGUACAUCUUUUCACCAUUAUGACCUUCACUGUCUGUAACAACAUUUUGUAUGGCUAAAAACAGUGAAUGCUCACGAGGCCUAGACUAGACGUCGCCUUUCACACCGAACUUGCCGUGUCAUCAUUUUCAUUGCCAUUGCACACCUAAGGUGACAUGAUAAAAUACACUGUAUGAAAGUUUAAUAUAGCGUAAUACCCCAUGUUUUGUCUAAAAUCUUAAUAUAUACCGAAGGUUGAAAAGACACCCACAUAAUCUUGCGUUUAGAUAAGAAUCUGAGUGAUUUGAGGUAAAAAUCCACAGGAAACGAUAUAAAUGUAGCGGGGACUUCGAUGUAGGGUGCAGUCUCUCAAAUCAACAUGGUAUGACAAGACUUGUUUGUCAGCGAUGAAACUUUGCUAUCACGGCCUGUGGCUCGCGUUUAAUCUCCAUCGACAGAUGCUAUUGCGGUGACAAUGGUGAAAAGAAGAAAAACUGAACCACAGUCGAUUUUAAGUGGCCAUUUGUGCGUGAAACCAUUCCUUAACUCUACAACGUAAAGUGUGCCAUGCUCUGUGAAAAAUGUAGUAUUCUUAAAAUUGUACUGAGAGAUGAUGAAAGGCUAACGGCGCGACAGAGUCCAUCAAAUGGGCCAACGGUCACAGUGCUAUGCACGAAGGUAAUAAACUUGAAUCAUUUUGCCUUAACAAGCUUUAUGUAGCUGCUAAUCCUCACCACCGGUGGUCACGUAAUAUAUUUUGCUAAUCCCAAGAAAUUAACUUUGCAUCUCUGUUUGAUCUUUAGGUUAAAACUAUGUGCUUAUUGUGUUGUGUAGUGAUGCUGACAAUCAACUGGGGUUUUUUGUUUGUUUGUCUGUUUGUUUGUUUGUCUGUCUGUUUGUUAUUCUCACAAACUCGGGAUACUGUUGCCACAACGAGAAGGUAGUCACGGCUUUUGACAGGUUACAGCUAUAUGCUAACAAUGCUGCGAUGCAACAGAAGAAUUAAUGCAGCAAUUAAGAGUUGCUUUGAGGAAAAUCUCCGCCAUCACCUCACGAUAUCGCAAUGUGUCUGCAUAUAGCACAUAAGAGUUUUAUAAUGGACUCUCCUUAUGAUUAUCGCGAUUUGUGGCAUCACGUUUAGAGUUAGUCUACCCCUUUGGUGUUUAGUUACGGAGCUUUCAAGUACUGUUUUGUUCAUUGUUGCCUAUGUGUUUUAUUAAAGGUGUAAGUUUUAUUUCA